Neopelma chrysocephalum (saffron-crested tyrant-manakin) is the source of this 3570-nucleotide messenger RNA. It is a transcript of the gene KCNMB2, whose product is annotated as potassium calcium-activated channel subfamily M regulatory beta subunit 2. Gene Ontology annotation, biological process: potassium ion transport; detection of calcium ion. The record is from RefSeq and is a predicted model, not a curated record. Bases 863 to 1699 code for a protein of 278 amino acids. The transcript is spliced from 5 exons. Gene Ontology annotation, cellular component: voltage-gated potassium channel complex; membrane. NCBI's taxonomy places the organism in Eukaryota, Metazoa, Chordata, Aves, Passeriformes, Pipridae. Gene Ontology annotation, molecular function: calcium-activated potassium channel activity; potassium channel regulator activity.
GUGGACCACACCAGCAGAAGCAGCUUCUGCUUUUACUGUAGGAGCAAACAGCAAGCACACAGCGUGGGAAAUCAGCGAGCAGCCAGAGACAAACGGGAGCGUCUCGCUGGCAUGCUCUUGACUCAGAAAAGCAAAUACCACCCAAGGACAAAGUGAUCUGAUGGAGGUGACUGAGGGAAAGGCUGGGAAGCCCCUGAUUUCACACCAGCACAUGCAAGGGUACACAGGGAUGAGCGAGCACUGGAGAAAGAGCUGAACGCCUGCUUCUGCACAGCCCUGACAUUUCCGAAAGUAAAGGUUGGCCAGGAGAGGUGCUGCCCGUUUGUGCACUGGCCACGGGCUCAGGACAAUAUUGGGACUGCCCCAACCUGAGCUCACUUUUCUGCCUGACUCCUGCAGUGUUCUUCCCAGGAGCAGAUGAGAGGGAUGAAUUUUGGCAAAUGACAGCAAAGGCACUGACUCCACGCCGAGCAUCCUGCCCUCACGGGAAUGGCCAUCAUGUCCCAGAGGAGCCCCGGCAGUCAGGGAUGCACAGGCAGAGCAGAUGGGAAGAAGAGUUUUUAUAAAGGUGGGGAUAAUGAGGAGCUUCAUGAAAUAAAGUUUGGAGAGAGAAAGCUCAGCUUUUUUUGGGCUGACUUUAUUCAGAGGGUCUUCACACCCACUUCCUUCUGAUGUCUUCUUUCUGUAUAGUUACUGAAUUCUGGUCCUUCGCCUCUAUUUAAAAACAGAAAGUAAUUAAAACUGCCUGGAAACUACAAGAGCAGCAAGAAGUAUUUGAAGACAUUGAGAGACAAGAUAUAUGGAAACCUUCUGCUUGUAGAUAGGCUGUUUUCCCAAAGGUGGAAACUACAGGAGUAUGUAGAUGAGAGGGAAAAUCUCCCUGCCAGAUCCCAUUGAAAUCUCCAUUUUGGGCACUGCUGCUCCGCUGCUGCUAAGGUCCUUCCAUCGUCCCACUGCAGCGAGCAGAGCCAACACUGGGCAACCCUCUAAAAUGUUUAUUUGGACCAGUGGCCGGAGCUCUACAUCUUACAGACAUGAUGAGAAAAGAAAUAUUUACCAAAAAAUCAGGGAUCACGAUCUACUGGACAAAAGGAAAACAGUCACAGCCCUAAAAGCUGGAGAAGACCGGGCCAUACUCCUCGGGCUGGCCAUGAUGGUGUGCUCUAUCAUGAUGUACUUUCUCCUGGGGAUCACUCUGCUGCGCUCCUACAUGCAAAGUGUCUGGACAGAAGAGACUCAGUGCUCACUUCUCAAUGCAUCCAUCACAGAAACCUUCAACUGCUCAUUUAACUGCGGCCCAGACUGCUGGAAAAUCUCUCAGUACCCCUGCCUCCAGGUGUACGUUAAUCUCACCUCUUCUGGCCAGAAGCUCCUACUCUACCACACUGAGGAAACAAUGAAAAUUAAUUCUGAGUGUUCUUACAUCCCCAAGUGCGGGAAGAAUUAUGAGGAGUCCAUGUCUCUGGUGAAUGUCGUGAUGGAAAACUUCAGGAAGUACCAACGUUUCUCCUGUUUCUACGACCCCGAGGGCGUUCAGAAGAACGUGAUAUUAACCAAACUGUACAGCUCCAAUGUGCUGUUCCACUCCCUGUUCUGGCCCACCUGCAUGAUGAUCGGCGGGGUCGCCAUCGUCGCGAUGGUAAAGCUGACUCAGUACCUUUCCCUCCUCUGUGAGAGAAUCCAAAGGAUCAACAGAUAGGAAUGAAAACUUCUCUGAAAUUUAACUACAGCGAAAAAAUACUGUUUUCUCAUUCUUCACCAAAGAACCUUAAGUUUGUAAUGUGCAAGUCUGUUAUAAGUUCCUUACGAUAUUCUUAUAAGUAGAGCAAUAAUGCAAAAGCUGUUCUAUAUGCAAACAUGAUGUUAUUAUUAUGCAGACAACUGAAGAAGUUACUGUUUUGUGUUGACCGUCUAUAUGAUCUUGUUUUAUGCUGGGACUAGUAAUUCUUUCUUUUCUACAGCCAAAAUAGGGCUCAGUGUGACAAUUUGCCAAGCUUAGUCAAUUGACGUUUUCAAUGUAAAGAAUUCUGGGGAAAAUUCACCACUGGACAAAGGGCAGCCAAUCACUUGUGCAUCAUUGAGGUCUCACAUCCAGCUUGGUCCAUUGAAAGGAUUUAUGGCUUUGGCUUUUUUAUUAAUGGCCGCAGGGGGGAAAAAAGCACUGAUAAAGGGGAGGUUUUUUGUGGUAAGAUGGCACAAAAAGGAUGUAUACUGAGGCCAAGAUAAGUGUACAGUAUUUUCAGCCUCAGCAGGACUUGGUGAUGCUUUGUGUUUGCUCCCACAGUUCAGAAGUAAAUUGUGCCCUAUGGUGUUUAAGGUCUUUUGGAAAACACUUUGGAGUUUUGUUGUGUUUUGUUUAGUGCUAUAAUUUCCUUCUGUCUUAUCAACAUAAUCUUUGUCACUUGCAGAAGCUGUAGCCAAAAAACAAAAAAACACCUUGUUCCAUUUUCUAUUCUAUUCUGAGCCCUAUUGAUGGAGGUGGGACCAGAACUCCUUAUGUAAAGGUUUAUUACUCAUUUGUCUUGUAUUUGCUACCAUAUCAUUGUAAAGAAAAAAAUAACACAAUCAGCUAUUUUUUCAUUUUUUACUUCCAACUAUUUUAGAUUUUUUUACUUGAUAUAUAUACAGAUAUAUAUAUAUAUAAAGAAAAAGCUAUAUUAUAUCUAGUUGUGUAUUGGAACUUGUUUAUGGGGGUUUUUUCCUUUGUUUUUACCCACUGGAAAAUGAACAGUACAAGUCAUGUAUUUAUAACCUUCAUCCUUGGAUAAUAUCAUAACAUGGAGGAGCAGCACUGCAGGAUCUUAUCCAAUAUUCAUGAUGUUGUUUCAGUCAAAGGUCUCUGUUGCUAUGACAUGGGAAUUGACAAAAAUCUUAUCCAAUUCUGUGGCUCUAUUAACUGAAUUGUUAGAUAAUCAUCAUAACACAUCUGGAAGUCUCUCCUGACCUUAACUCAGUAUGCAGUGCUGGCUGACAUGAAUUAUGAUUUAUAAGGCCCAGGUGCAAUGAUUUAUUGGAAAAACUGAGAUUCUGACUAAAAUGUUGUCCUAUCUGUCAAAUAUUUACCACAGUAUACUUGCCAGUAUAAUUUCAUGCACGAUUUCUGCAUAAUUUAUUUUUAUUCCCCUAUAGAAAGCAUUCCUUCUUAUGUUUUAAAGACACUUCUCUCAGUUUCUCGCAUUGCACCCAGCUUGAAGGACAAAAGCAAGGCAGAUCCUGGGAGCACACUGUGAACUCAUUAUCCAGUAGCUCAAAGAAACCAUAUGCAGGCCUACUCAAACUAAGAAACUAACAUUUUUCCCUUCAAAAAGACUGCAAAACAAGUAUUUUGCCUAUUUCAUCUCUCUCUAUAUAAGUACCUUUCUGCAACAUGGCAUUAAAAAUUUCAAGAUGUUACAAAACAAGUCAUGCAAGUGUAACGUGAGCUGUAAAAAAAAAAUAUGAGUUCUCAGCAGUGAAAAUGAACCUGCAAUCUUGUAAUCAGUAGUACAAUUUUCCUUAGGUAAUUAAAUUCCUUGGGGGCGGGGGUAUGAUGAAGGUUCCAAAAAUAUGUAAUAAAAAUAUUAAAUUAAA